Molecule: messenger RNA, 795 nt
Organism: Penicillium griseofulvum
Lineage: Eukaryota; Fungi; Ascomycota; Eurotiomycetes; Eurotiales; Aspergillaceae
Product: copper homeostasis protein CutC
Exons: 2
Coding region: 1-795 (264 amino acids)
Molecular function (GO): copper ion binding
Source: RefSeq, a predicted model, not a curated record
AUGAGUCAAAGCACACAAUGCCCAAUACUAGAGAUUGCAUGUUUCAAUCAAGAAUCGGCUGUGGUUGCUGCGAGAGCAGGAGCCGACCGUAUUGAAUUAUGCAAGGACUACCAUCUCAGUGGCCUAUCGCCUGACCCCGAGGUUCUCCAAAAAUUGAAAUUACAGCUCACAAUACCGAUCUAUACGAUGAUUCGACCACAUACGGAAGGCUUUUGUUACGAAGAAAUUGACUUCGAGACGAUGAAACAAACUGUCAAGUCUCUCAAAUCCUACGGGGCGGACGGUUUCGUCUUCGGGAUUUUGACUGGAUCCCAACAAACGGGUCGUGAUCCGAAUGCCUCCUGGGUCGAUAUAUCUCGUAAUAAGCAGCUUAUACAACUAGCUGAGGGGCUCCCCUGCACAUUUCAUCGUGCCUUUGAUCUCAUUCCUGAAUCCCAUUGGGAGAGAGCAUUGGCCGACAUCAUGGAGUGCGGCUUUGCAUCGAUCUUGACCAAUGGUGGUCCUUCGGGGACGAAAGCAACGGAAUGUGUAGACAAGUUGCAAACUCUAGUACGCCUUCAAACGCAACUACAAGGACACGGAAAGCUACAGAGACACAGAGUUACAGAAAUUAUUGUUGGAGGUGGUGUGAGGGCAUCGAAUAUAGGCAUGCUCCAUACGAUUACCGGAGCCAAGACAUUCCAUUCCGCUGGUCUCUUUGCCUCGGAAGAGGUGACCUGCGCAGUUGAGGUGUCUAAGAUGAAAGAUGAGAUAUUGCGGGCACGGGAGGGGGAGGGGGAUGAACAGGCGAGAUAA